Suhomyces tanzawaensis NRRL Y-17324 is the source of this 468-nucleotide messenger RNA. RefSeq names its product tropomyosin (gene TPM2). Gene Ontology annotation, cellular component: actomyosin contractile ring; actin filament. Gene Ontology annotation, biological process: actin filament organization; mitotic cytokinesis. The transcript has a single exon. The annotation marks the transcript as partial. Gene Ontology annotation, molecular function: actin filament binding. The record is from RefSeq and is a predicted model, not a curated record. NCBI's taxonomy places the organism in Eukaryota, Fungi, Ascomycota, Pichiomycetes, Serinales, Debaryomycetaceae.
AAACUUAACAACUUGAAGUUGGAUGCCGAAAAAUGGCAAGAAAAGUCUGACGAAUUGGCUGAACGUAUCAAGGAAUUGGAACAAGAAAACCUUGAGAAGGACCACCAGAUCCAAUCUUUGACCAGAAAGAACCAAGUUUUGGAAGAACAAGUCGAGAAGUUGGAAACCGACUUGGACGAAAUCAAGCAAACCGCGGAUGAAUCGCACUCCUUGAAGACCUCCAACGAAAACUACACCAAGAAGAACCAAGUCUUGGAAGAAGAAUUGGAAGAAGCCGACAAGAACUUGAAGGAAACCACCGAAAAGUUGAGAGAAACCGACAUCAAGGCCGAACAAUUGGAAAGAAAGGUUGCUUCUUUGGAAUCUGAAAAGGAAGAGUGGGAGAAGAAGUUUGAAGAAUUGAGCGAACAAUACAACGCUUCCAAGGCUGAAUUAGAAGAAAUCAGUCAACAAUUAGAAGCCAUCUAA